UCCGCAGAGCAGAGAGCCCAGGCAAAACCCUUCCGUGGCUGGCUUGACGGGCGGCGGCGGCGGCGGCGGCGAUGCGGUUCACGGCGUCUCCGGUGGUGGAGCUGCCGGUGGGCGGCGCGGUGCUGAGCUUCGAGCAGGACAACGACUCCUUCGAGGUGGGCACCUCGGUCUGGAACUCCUCCCUCGUCCUCGUCAAGUUUGCCGAGCGCUGCCUCGGCGACGAGGCGCUGCCCUUCGCCGACGCGCUCCGCUUCGCGGGCGCCCGCGCCAUCGAGCUCGGCGCCGGCUGCGGGCCCGCCGGCAUGGGGCUCUCCCGCCUCGGCCUCGCCGACCUCGUGCUCACCGACACCGCCGCCGUCUUCCCGGCCCUCCGCCGGAACCUCCGCCGCAACCGCCGCCACCUCCCGCGCGCGCCCCGCCUCGCCCAGCUCCACUGGAACUGCCCCGCGCACCUCGCCCAGCUCGCCGCCCCGCGCCGCUACGACCUCGUCGUCGCCGCCGACGUCGUCUACGUGCAGGAGUCCGUGCCCCACCUCGUCGCCGCCAUGGACGCGCUCGCCGACGCCGACCGCGGCGUCGUGCUCCUCGGGUACCAGAUCCGGUCCCCCGAGGCGCACCAGGCCUUCUGGGACGCCGUGCCCGCCGCCUUCCCGGUGAUCGAGAAGGUGCCGCGGGAGCACCUCGACCCGGAGUACGCCUUCGAAGAAUCCGAUGUGUUUGUGCUCCGCAGGAGGCCGCGGCAGUGAGAUUUCGUUCUUGUUGCCAGGCAUUUGCUCGUCAUUUGCAUAGCAGUGGAGUGUACUGUCGGACAAAAGCGUCGAGGAAAGAAGGAUCAAGGCCAAGGUGGUCUUGUCUGAUGAUGAUGACCGGAGCGAAUCCAAGGUUCUCGUGCAGGUUAAGUGGAAGAGGAAGGAGCUCAAUUUGGGUGAGAAGCGGAUGAUUUGUGUAAAAGGGAUAUUCAAAAAUCGACAAACAGUUUUUUUAAAAACGGUUAAUCAACAACUUUAUUUUACACUUCAAA
This is a messenger RNA of Triticum dicoccoides, 1021 nucleotides long. Its product is annotated as protein N-lysine methyltransferase METTL21A-like. NCBI's taxonomy places the organism in Eukaryota, Viridiplantae, Streptophyta, Magnoliopsida, Poales, Poaceae. Bases 72 to 746 code for a protein of 224 amino acids. The transcript has 2 exons. The record is from RefSeq and is a predicted model, not a curated record.